AUGCAAUCUCGUCGUGGCACGCUGGACGGCCCUGGACAUGGCCGCACCAAGUCGGACACAAACUCGAGCGUGCGCAAGGCGGGCUCACCCGCAGCCGCUGGUCCCCGCGCCGGACGCGGGGCACGCGAUCCAUCGCCAUCGCCCUCCGAGAAGUCGACGUCGAGCCGGCUGCAAACGCGGCUGAAGGCGCUAGGUAUCUUGACCAGCUCCCGCGCGGCACGCACGUCACGCGGCCAGAAAGAGGAAGUGACCGUGCCGAAGAAGACGGUGGAGGAAGUGCAGGCGCUUCUGAACGAGGCGGAGAGUAAGCUCAGCGAGGCGGAAGCGAAGGUGGGCGAGUUGGAGAGAAAGUUGAAUGAGGCGGAGACGAAGGCGGAGGAGGCGAAGAGCGGUAUGGAGGAGGCCAUGGCGCGGGCGUGGGAGGCGGAGAGUCGCACGGAGGACGCGGAAACGCGCGCAGGAGAGGCGGAGGGGCGAGAGAAGGAGGCUAACGAGCGAGCCGAGCGCGCUGAAGCGGAGACGCGGGAAGUGGAAGAGCGGGCGAGAGCGGCGAGCGAGAGGGCCGACCGCGUAGAGGCUGAGGCUGAGGCAAAGGAGAAAAAGGCGAAAAUGGAGGUGGAAGAGGCAGAGGAGAGGAUGCGCACAGCCAACGAGACAGCCGCUGCUGCCGAGUCGAGCAAGCUGGAGGCGGAAGCGCGGGCGAACGCUGCUACAACGCGCGCGGAGGUGGCGGAGACGGCGGCACGCAACGCACAUGCCGAAUUGGUGCACGUUCAGGAGCGACUUCAUAUCUCUGAGGUCAGGGUUGUGGAGGCGGAGGAGCGCUGCGCGGAGGCGGGAAGGGCGCUGGCGCUGGCCGAUGCGAGGAGAGUGGAGUUGGAGGAGAUGGUCGUAACACAGUCAGCGAAGAUCGACGAGGCGGCGGACCGCGUCGUUCACGCGGAAGCGCAGAUCGCCGAGCUGAGUGGACAGCUGGGGGAGAUGGGGGCGGGUGUCCAAGACCUUGAAACCCGAUUACUGCAGGCCAACCAACGUGCGCACGCCGCGGAAAUGCAAGCGGCCGAGACCGGCGAACGGCUGGUAGAGAUGGAGGAACGGAUGCAGGACCUAGAGACGAGGCUUGCGGACGCCGACCAACACGUUCGCGAGGCGGAGGCGUUGGCGAUGGAGGAGGGAGCGCGCGCGGAUAACGCGGAAGUCACGGCACGCGACAUGGACUCCAGGGUGCGCGACGCCGAAACCCGCUUGCACGACGCGCAGGCACGCGCUGCUAGCGUUCAGGCCCAACUCGAAUCGUUACAAGCGCAACUCGCCGACGCAGACGAGGCUGGCAAACACCUGGCCGCGAACAGGGAAACGAGCACGCACGACGAGGGAGAAAAGAUGCGGCUCGCGCUCGCCGAGUCCGAGCGCAGUCUUCAAGUCGCGAUGCAACGCGCCCGGAGUGCUGAGGAGGAGCUGGGCGACAUCUGGUUCGUCGUCCGCAGGGUCGGCGUCGGCAUCUCUCGCGAAUUGACCUUCGGGGCGCCGUCGGGGUCGCUCGGGGUCCCUACCCCGCGAAACCUGAACGCGCCCGUCGGCCCGUCGCUUCGCGCUUUCGCUUUCACCGUUCGCGUUGUCGCCGCCGUCGACAACGACGUGCAAUACUUCUGA
Punctularia strigosozonata HHB-11173 SS5 is the source of this 1653-nucleotide messenger RNA. RefSeq lists its product as uncharacterized. The transcript has 3 exons. The record is from RefSeq and is a predicted model, not a curated record. Bases 1 to 1653 code for a protein of 550 amino acids. NCBI's taxonomy places the organism in Eukaryota, Fungi, Basidiomycota, Agaricomycetes, Corticiales, Punctulariaceae.